This is a messenger RNA of Brassicogethes aeneus, 1479 nucleotides long. NCBI's taxonomy places the organism in Eukaryota, Metazoa, Arthropoda, Insecta, Coleoptera, Nitidulidae. The record is from the annotation of a GenBank genome assembly.
AUGGCUAUUAGAAAUAUUUUAAUUUUUUGUGUCUUUGUUGUCAAUAGCAACUCUUGUAAUCUGACAUUCCCGGAAGGGUUCCAAUUUGGGGUCGCGUCAUCAGCAUACCAAGUAGAAGGAGCAUAUAAAGAAGAUGGUAAGGGGCUCAAUGUAUGGGACGAAAUCACACACCAAUAUCCAAAACUUUUCGGUUUCGCAAAUGGAGACGUAACCUCAGAUUCAUACCACCACGUAAAAGAUGACGUUGCGUUGCUAAAGAAUCUAGGAGUCGAUUACUACAGAUUCUCCCUAUCCUGGAGUAGAAUACUUCCCCAGGGAACCACAAACGUUAUAAACCAAAAAGGGAUAGACUAUUACAACGACUUAAUAAACGAGUUAUUAGCGAAUAACAUCCAACCCAUGGUGACACUUUUCCACUGGGACACACCAUUAAUUUUAAAGAAAGCAGGAGGUUUUUACAGCGAAAGCAUAAUCAACUACUUCUUUGACUACGCAAACUUGGCAUUCUCUAGUUUUGGAGACCGCGUAAAAACUUGGACGACUUUCAACGAACCAAAAUCUUUUUGCCAAGAGAAUCCAGAUGGGGUCGGGACCUUAGAUCCCUCACUUCCUUUGGGGUGGAUGGACUAUACAUGCGCUCACAACUUGUUAAGAGCUCACAGCCAGGUCUACCACCUCUAUAACAACACAUACAAACCAAAACAAAAUGGUAUCAUAGGCCCUGUGUACAAUUUGGAGUGGGAUGAACCUGCUAGCAACAAAAGUGCAGAUUUGGAAGCAGCAGAAAGGCGAAGGCAAUUCGAUUUUGGUUGGUAUUUCAACCCCCUAGUCUUCGGUGAUUACCCUGAAAUAAUGAAAACUCAAAUAGCAAAAUACAGCAAGGCCCAAAAUUUAUCCAGAUCUCGUUUGCCCGAAUUUACAGAUAAAGAAAAAAAACAAAUUAAGGGUACUUUCGAUUACAUAGGUUUGAAUCAUUAUUCUGCGUGGCUGAUCAAAGAUGGCGACGGUGUUAUCAACGUUACUACUCCUAGUUUCACGAAUGAUUACAACGCUGAAAUGUACAAGGAUCCCAGUUGGCCUGGAUCAUCAAUUUCCUGGUUAAAGGUUACUCCUACGAUGUUUAGAAAAGAAUUGAAAUGGAUUAAAGAUACAUACAAUAACCCUUUGAUUUUUGUCACUGAAAAUGGGUAUGCUAAUAAUGGGGAACUUAUAGAUAUAAAAAGAAUUAAUUACAUAAAACUCUACUUAACAGAACUAUUGAAAGCUAUUCAUUUUGACAAAGUCAAUGUCCAAAGGUACACACACUGGAGUUUGAUGGACUCUUUUGAAUGGAUUAAUGGAUUUAAGGCUCGAUUUGGACUUCACCACAUAAACUUUAAGGACCCUAAAAGAACUCGAAUUCCAAAGGCUUCUUCAAAAUAUUACAAGUCCAUUAUUAAAACUAAAAAGGUUUCCUUCUCAGAUGAAUGCGUAAAUUAA